This is a messenger RNA of Aspergillus tubingensis, 873 nucleotides long. RefSeq names its product lipoyl(octanoyl) transferase LIP2. Gene Ontology annotation, molecular function: lipoyl(octanoyl) transferase activity. The transcript has a single exon. Gene Ontology annotation, biological process: protein lipoylation. The record is from RefSeq and is a predicted model, not a curated record. NCBI's taxonomy places the organism in Eukaryota, Fungi, Ascomycota, Eurotiomycetes, Eurotiales, Aspergillaceae. Gene Ontology annotation, cellular component: mitochondrion. The coding region runs from base 1 to 873 and encodes 290 amino acids.
AUGCGCCUCGCCCACCUCCACCUCCCCAACAUAACCCCCUUCAGCCGGGUCGCCAACAUCCAACAAACACUGACAAGCCGACUCCUCUCCCACAAAAAGCACCUCACGCCGAACCCCCCGGACCCAACCAUAAUAACCUUCAGCCCGAAUCCCGUAUACACCACCGGCCGGCGCGACCUCCCACCCUCCAACACCAUCAACAAUGCCAAUGCCAACACACUCUCCCUCCCACCCAGCCUGGAACCAAUCCGCCAGAUCCUAACCUCCCCACAACCCAACACCACUUAUGACCCUACCUCCCGGGUAGCAGAAUACCACCCCACCCUGCGCGGCGGACAAACGACCUACCACGGCCCCGGCCAGUUGGUCGCAUACACGAUUCUGGAUCUACGACGGCUGGGUCUCACGCCGCGGUGUCAUAUACGGUUGUUGGAGAAUAGUGUGAUUGAUGUGUUGAGGGAGUAUGGGGUGAGGGGAAUGGUGACGGAGGAUCCGGGGGUUUGGGUGCAUGGACGGAAACAACAUGAAGGGUCUGAGGGGGGAAAAGGUGAGCUGCCGAAGAAGAUUACGGCGGUGGGGGUGCAUCUUAGGAGACAUAUUAGUAGUUAUGGGAUUGGGUUGAAUGUGACGGAGGAGCCGAUGUGGUGGUUUCGGCAGAUUGUGGCGUGUGGGUUGGAGGGGAGGGAGACCACGAGUUUGCAGGGGCUUGGGGUGGAGGGGGUGGAGGUUGAGGAGGUGGCUGGGAGGUUUGUGGGGAAGUUUGUUGGGAGGGUGAAUGGGGAUUUUGCUUGUGGGGAUGGGGCGACGGGGGAGGGGAUUGAGGAGGUUUAUAGGGUGAGUGAGGAGGAUUUGUUGAGGGAGGAUAUGGAGUGA